AUGUCUUCUCCUACGCAAGAACUUGUCGCCAUCGUUGGGUUUGCAUGCCGACUACCUGGACAGAGCAAAAGCCCGCGCAUGCUAUGGGAUCUUCUGGAACGAGGCGGAAUUGCAUCAAACAAUGUUCCCAAGUCUCGAUUCAAUAUUGACGGCCAUUGGGACGGAUCACUCAAACCUCGCACUAUGCGACCUCUAGGUGGUAUGUUCCUGGAAGAUACUGACCCGGCUGACUUCGAUGCAUCGUUUUUCGAAAUUUCGAAAUCCGACGCAAUUUCCAUGGAUCCCAAUCAACGUCAAAUGCUGGAAGUCGUGUUCGAAGGUCUUGAAAACUCCGGUAUCACUCUGGAGAGCCUUGAUGGUGCUCUGGUUGGAUGUUUUGUGGGAUCGUUUGCUUCCGAUUAUGGUGAUAUGCAGGGCAGAGAUCCGGAAGAUCGUCCAUCUAGUAUCACGGUUGGUGUUGGGCGUGCUAUUUUGGCUAACCGACUGAGCCAUUUUCUUAACGUGAAAGGGCCUAGUAUGACCAUCGAUACUGCUUACUCGGGUAGUCUUGUCGGCUUGGAUGUGGCAUGUCGCUAUUUGCAAACAAGAGAAAUGAAUGCAGGUAUCAUUGCAACCAGCAAUCUUUACCUCAAUCCCGAGCAUGUCAUGGACAUUGGUGCAGUCGGUAAUGCCCACUCUCCAAGCGGUCUCUGUCAUACCUUUGAGUCUGCUGACGGCUAUGUCAAGGCCGAAGCCGUCAGUGCGAUCAUAGUGAAGAGACUGUCAGAUGCAAUUCGGGAUGGAGAUCCGAUCAGAGGUGUGAUCCGAGGCUCUUCUACCAACAGCGAUGGCCGCACUCCCGGUAUCGCUAGCCCCAGCGCGGAGGCUCAAGCAGUCGCCAUCCGAGCGGCGUACGCUCGAGCGGGUAUUACUGACUUCAAUGAGACCUCGUAUUUGGAGUGUCACGGAACGGGCACCCAGGCCGGGGAUCCGACGGAGGUAGGCGCCGUCGCGUCGGUGUUUUCAAGCACCAGGUCUCCUGACAAGCCACUCAUAAUUGGCUCGAUCAAAAGCAAUGUUGGGCACGCAGAGCCGGCAGCCGGAAUAUCGGGAGUUAUGAAGGCGGUGAUGGCGAUGGAGAAAGGCAUCAUCCCUGGGAAUCCCACGUUUGAGAACCCCAGCCCCAAAAUCGAUUUCGCUGGCUUCAAAGUCAAAGCUACUCGGACGGCGAUUCCAUGGCCAGCCUGUUCCAUUCGUCGCGCGAGUGUCAACUCCUUCGGUUAUGGAGGCUCGAAUGUACACGUCGUUCUUGAAGAAGCCAAGCUGCUGGAUGGCCCGCGUCAUGUCUCAUCGUAUCUUUCCGAAGAUGAUGAGUUUGACUUGGAGGAUGAGGGUGCCGAGCGACCGUACACAAUUGUCUUCUCCGCUAACGAUGAAGUCUCUUUGCGUGCUAAUAUCAAGGCUCUUUUGGAUCAUUUGAUCAAUCCUCGCGUCAAAAGCCCCGAGCCACCACGUGUUGGCUUCAUUUUCACAGGACAGGGCGCGCAGUGGCCGCAGAUGGGCAAAGAUCUUCUCCAAUUCUUCCCAUGGACACGUUCGAUUCUCGAAGAGCUUGACGAUGUUCUGCAGAGAUUGCCAGAUCCGCCAACAUGGUCUUUUAUCUCCGAAUUGACUGAGCCUCGUAGUGCGGCACGUCUUCGCGAGCCAGAAUUCUCCCAGCCUCUGGUGACGGCUUUACAACUGUGCAUUAUCGACAUUCUCGAGACGUGGGGUGUUAAGCCGCAAAGUGUUGUCGGCCAUUCCUCCGGUGAAAUUGCGGCGGCAUAUGCGGCAGGACUUUUGAGCCGAUCGAAUGCUAUCAUUGCUGCAUUCUAUCGUGGAAGGGCAGCCGUGAACCGCAAAGCUGAGGCUGAAGGAAAUGUUGGAAUGCUUGCUGUUGGACUAGGCGUCGAGCCUCUGAAUCCGUACUUGACUAAGUAUGGAUUGGAUGCCUGGAUUGCCUGUUUCAACAGCCCCAGCAGCUUGACAGUUUCCGGUAGAAUCGCGGCUCUCGGGUCAUUGAAAAGUGACAUUCAAGCUGAUGGGCACUUUGCUAGAUUGUUGCAAGUGGAUCUGGCUUAUCAUUCGGGGCUGAUGAGCACGAUUGGCGAGGAGUACGAGAAUUUGUUGCAGCACAACUUUGUCUCUUCAAAUGGCUCUGCGGAUGUCUGGAUGUUCUCCUCCGUGACGGGAACCCAGAAGACCGGUACCACUGAUGCUUUGUAUUGGAAGACAAACAUGAUUUCACCUGUCCGAUUCGCAGAAGCUACACAGGCUAUGCUUUCUCAACCAAACGGCCAGACCCCGAAUUAUCUGAUUGAGAUCGGCCCAUCAGGAGCUUUAGCCGGACCUUUGGCUCAAAUAAGAAAAGCUGUGGCAGGUGGUGCAGACAUCGCUUACUCUGCUUCGUGGGCCAGGGGUGAAGCCGCUGGAUCCACUUUGUUCGAUCUCGCUGGCCGACUUUUCAUCGCCGGGCAUCCAUCAAUCAGACUUGACGAGGUCAAUCAAGUAUUUGCCGAGAGCAGGAAUCCCUCAACUAUUGUUGAUCUCCCGAACUACACAUGGAACCACUGA
This is a messenger RNA of Penicillium brevicompactum, 2592 nucleotides long. Its product is annotated as type I polyketide synthase. Gene Ontology annotation, molecular function: fatty acid synthase activity. The transcript has 7 exons. NCBI's taxonomy places the organism in Eukaryota, Fungi, Ascomycota, Eurotiomycetes, Eurotiales, Aspergillaceae. Gene Ontology annotation, biological process: secondary metabolite biosynthetic process; fatty acid biosynthetic process. The record is from RefSeq and is a predicted model, not a curated record. Bases 1 to 2592 code for a protein of 863 amino acids.